AUGCCUAACGAUGCUGCAACUUUCCAUGAAGCUGAAGCUUCUUCCCUCUCACCGACCAUACCUCCUCACUCCCCAUACUUUCUCCACGCAUCUGAUCAGCCAGGCACGCCUCUUGUUACACCACUUCUCAAUGGGGACAAUUUUCCUACAUGGCAUCAUGCCAGGAUCAUUGCUCUUCAGGCAAAGAAUAAGCUCCAGUUUCUUGAUGGUUCUUUGCGCAAACCAGCUUCUACUUCAUUUGAUCUACCCCAUUGGAUUCGCUGUAAUAGCAUGGUGUGUUCUUGGAUUGUACAUUCCAUCAUUCCCACCAUCACUCACAACAUACUUUGGAUCAACUCUACCAGGGAUGCUUGGCUCGACUUGCAAACCCAUUUUUCUCUGAAAAAAGCUCCGCAGAUUUUUGAAAUCCGUCGUUCCAUCUCCAAUUUAUAUCAAGGUCUUGAUUCAAUCUUUGCAUACUAUACCAAAUUGAAGGGUUUAUGCGAUGAGUUUUCUUCUUAUCGCGCUUUACCAACUUGCACUUGUGGUUCUGCUACCACCAUCCGGGGGUUUUAUGACUCCGAUUUAUUGAUGGAUUUUCUGCAAGGUCUUCAUGAUUCAUACUCUGUUGUCCGCAGCCAGAUCCUAUUAAUGGAUCCAUUACCAUCAUUUGCCAAGGUUUAUUCCCUACUAUUGCAAGAGGAACUUCAAAGAUCGAUCCACUCAUUACCCACACCACCUAUUGAUCACGCUGCCAUGGCUCUUGACCGUUCCAAACUGCAAAGUCAGCGUCCUAAACCAUUUUACCACUAUGAUUUUUGUAGUAAAGAUGGUCAUUCCAAAGCAAGGUGUUUCAAGAAGCAUGGCUUUCCGGACAACAAGAACCCAAAGAAUUACUCUAAGGAUAUAAACACCAAUCGCAGCAAUGCUGCUGCCCAAAGAGGUUCUACCUCUAACAUGCCUUCAAACUUGGCUGCGGCUAUCUCUACAGGGUCAACUAUUUUGACUUCGGGACCCACAUUAUCUGCUGAUCAGAUUCAACAGCUUCUAGCAUUACUCCCUGUUGGUAAUUCUCAUCCCCUCGAACAUGUUGCAGGACCCACGUUCGAAGACAAUUAUUACGAAGGGUAA
Molecule: messenger RNA, 1110 nt
Organism: Telopea speciosissima
Lineage: Eukaryota; Viridiplantae; Streptophyta; Magnoliopsida; Proteales; Proteaceae
Exons: 2
Coding region: 1-1110 (369 amino acids)
Source: RefSeq, a predicted model, not a curated record